AUGGUACAAAUAGAGGAGGAUACACGAAGCUUGACAAUCGUCGUCACGCAUACAGUUUAUUUCGGUCUCAUGACAGUUUUGGCACUAGCUGGAAACUUGCUCGUUUUUCUCGCUCUCUACAGAAACAGGAGAUUACGAAAUAUCACUAACCUGUACGUGCUGUCUCUGGCAGUGGCUGAUGUGACUGUAGCUACCUUUCUUUUUCCUUUUAAAGCAAUCGCCUCUGGCUUACGUAGGUGGCCAUUUGGUUACAAUUUUGCCCAGUUUGUUGGUUGUAUUCAGCUCCUCUGGAUUGGAGCGUCAGUUUGUACCCUUAUACUAACAGCUUUAAAUCGAUAUUUUUGCGUUGUAAAGCCACAAAGGUACUCCAUUUACUUCAGUAGAAAGAAAGCGACUGUGUCGAUCAUUUUAGUUUGGUUAGUAAUUUGUGUUUUUCAUUUACCGUUGCUUUCUCUUCGCAAUUUGUUUACAUCUGGAAUCCAAACGUCCCCAUGUUCCGUAUAGAAACUGCCAGGGCUGGUAAUAUCGCUUACUCAUGCUUUGGUUUGCUAUCAAUCUCGAUAGUAGUGUAUGGUUAUGGAAGCGUCUAUCGAGUCAUACUACGACACAAUAAUGCUGUCGCCCCUUCUCUUCAAGGAGCCAAUAGCUCAGGUGCAGCGCGGGCACAGGAGAUAAAAUCCUGUCGAGUUCUUUUUGCCACCGUGUUUGGAUUCUGCACCACCUGGUUUCCUUGGAUUUGUUUCUUAAUGUUAGAACAUGGCUUUAACAUUUCCAUUCCAUCCGUUGCACUAUCGAUUGCAAUGUUGUCAACUUCCAUCUCUGCGUGGAUCAAUCCGGUGAUCUAUGGUGUGAUGAAUCAAGCAAUGCGAAAGGAGUUUCAAAACAUACUUCUAUGUCGGAAUUGA
Messenger RNA from Pocillopora meandrina, 905 nucleotides. The record is from the annotation of a GenBank genome assembly. NCBI's taxonomy places the organism in Eukaryota, Metazoa, Cnidaria, Anthozoa, Scleractinia, Pocilloporidae.